AUGUCUUCACUCGUUCAAGAUGAGACGGAAUGCAAAUCAACUCUGGGUACUUUAUUGUAUACAGAGAGAAAAAUUUAUGGGUUUUCUGCUAAAGUAGUUGAUGUAAUCCUUCCAACGAGCAGUCUGUUUGGGCAUGUUGAAUACAAAUUGGAGUUAAAGGCUUCACCACACAAUGCAAUAGAUAAUGAACCUCGUAUUUUUAACAUGUCAACACGUUUCAAGGUUAUCAGCCGUCUUUACUCUACACUUGCAAUGAUUCAUCGCAACCUUUAUCUAAAAGACAAAUUUCCAUCCUUUGCCGAACCCAAAUUUUUUGGAACAGCAAGUCCCGAGACGGUGACAGAAAGGAGGAAUGCUAUAGACAAUUUUUUGCAAUUUGUUUUGAAUAAUGAGACGCUUUGCAAGUCGAGAGCUCUUCAGGCUUUUAUUGAGGAAACAAAAGAAUUUUUGCCAACAGAUAGCAACGAAACUGAAGAAAUUGAAAUUAAAUCGAAUGAUGUUGAAAAUAAUAAAAUUGAAAAUACCUCAGAAAAUAAGCAAAAUGAAGUUAAAGAAAAGGGGGAGGAGAAGGAAGAAGUUAAAUAAAAAAAAUUAAGGAGAGGAAGAAAGAAGGAAGUAAAUGAGAGAAGAAUAAAUGGAUGCCUAUGUUUAUAAAAAAUAAUUAAAGGAAAGUGUUCUUUUUUGAUUCUCAAAAAUAUCAACAAAAAAUUUAAAAGUAAAUUUAAAAUAUACCUAAAUAUAUGUCUUUUAAUUAAAUAUUUUUUAUGGAAAUAUAGAACAUGCUCAAUUAUAUAUUUUUUGAAUAUUUAGUAAAGGUGGGGAUAAUGAAAAUCUGUGGGUCCAGAAAAGGGUUAUGUAUCAGGGAUCUAGACGACAUAAAAAUUCAAUUCCCUAUUUUCGGGAAUCGGGAUUCCCGACCCAAAAAACGUCGGGAAUUCUUGAUUUUCGGAAAUCGGGUCGGCUGGAUCUCUGGUAUGUAUCAGUUUUGGUUAAUUAUAAAAGUUAGUGAAACCGACAGCUCUAGUCUUGAAAUAAAAAGGAGAAAAUUUAAAAGGAAGGGAUUUGGAACAAAAACAUUUUUUUUUGCUUGUCCCCGUUGUCUUCAAAAAAGUCCCUUGUUUCGGUAUCUAAUUUUAAAUUGU
This is a messenger RNA of Meloidogyne enterolobii, 1142 nucleotides long. The record is from the annotation of a GenBank genome assembly. Lineage: Eukaryota; Metazoa; Nematoda; Chromadorea; Rhabditida; Meloidogynidae.